AUGCUAGCUGGAGCCGCUCUUGGUCAUCAACCUGUUCCGACCGCCCGACGGAAUGCAAGCUUAUCGCGCGUCCUGAUGAAUGAACGUGCAUUGGCCGGUCGUUCAAGUCGCUCGUCAGCAUGGGGUGAAUCAGCCUACGUGGCCGAUACAGACGAUUCAGAAUUGCGAGGGUUAUGGGACGUUAUCAGAUAUGCGCAGUAUCUUAACCCAAAGGAAUUCGAUUUACCUAAGGACCUGUUACCUGGUAUAAAACUACCUGGAUCAUACAAAACGGCCAGCGAACGCAAAGCAAAAUCCAUUAUUGACCUAGAAAAUGGGCAAAUUCCUCGACCAAUCAGGCGCUGUUUUGUGUGCGCAAGGACCUGCCUUUUCGCUCCAUUGCUGCCCUGUGACUUUUGCUCCUCGUGCUUUCAUCUGGAUUGUUUGGAUCCACCAUUACCACACUUCCCAUCUCGUUCGGACCGGUGGAUGUGUCCUAAUCAUGUUGAGCAUGUUGUUGAUCGUUACCUUGUCCGAUCCAUUCGUCUCACGGAACGAAUGCGUAUAUGGGCCCAGUUGGCUUCUUCGGGGACUAAUGAUUCCACAGAUGCACCAGUGGACUCACAUGCGACUAGUCACACUCCGGUCAGCGCGGAAUCAGGGGAAGUAUCCGCUAAAAGCUCUCUGUCCGAAUCCCAGGCCAAUGCUCCCGCCAAUCAGUGCACAGCAUCGGUAACUGAGCGACCCACUACACCACCGUUACCGAUUGUUGCCCCGUACGAACUCAGUUACGGGCCAGAUGAUGAGGCAACCAUACUGGCUGACCUUAUGCACAGAGUACAACGAGGAAGAGCCGAGCUGUCUUCUCUGGUAGCUUCCGCGAAUACAGCACAGGAAACUGUGGGUGACCGUGCUCGAGUCAUAACUUCAGGUACUGCACGUGACUGUUGGCGCCUCAACAGUUCCCCAACCUGUCAAAUCCUUCGGGACCAGAAACGCAAACUCAAAAUUGUGGUUCCCCGCGCGAUUAAAUGGUUGUACGUCAAUCGAGUCAAAAAAAUCCCCACAAAUCUGUCGCACGUCGAACCGCCUCGUGAAACGGAGCCAUCGAAUGAAGCGGAUCAAAAACUGGUAGGCUCAGUUACCUCUCCGGCUAAAGUAUGCAAACACGAUGCGGUAAUGAACGAGAAUCUCUGCGAACAAAGCCCCAUUCAGAUUCGACUGAAACAGGUCGAUGCGGAUCUCAUCGAACGCAAUUUACCGAAUCCCGCAUCACAAAUCGUACAUGGCCGCAACGGUCUCCGCUUUUGGGGCUCCGGAUCUCGAGCUGUUCUAUCUCCGUGUGGUGUUACCACUGGACCGCUAGUGAAAAUGCAUUUCCGAACACUCACGGUCGGAACGUCAUCCGAUUGUCAUCUCUGUUUGUCCAACUACCGUGUUCCGAAUCCCACCCCAUGCGCAUGUGUGUCCACCCAUCACGCGACGAUUUUCUACGACGACUGGACACGUCACUUUGAGCUGCUUAAUUACAGUGAAUUUGGCACGGAAGUAGAUGGGAUCCGUUAUGGGAACAUGAUUGAUUCCAGAGGAUUGCGUUCACAAGAGGGUUCACCGAAUCGCAAACUUUCCACAUUGGAGAAGCCUCAGCACACUUGUGUUCACGCUACACAACACUCCGUAUCAAGUUUGUCCGCUGGUUGGGAAGGCUCGGCUAUAUUGAGGCACGGAUCGUUACUGCAAUUUGGCUGUUAUCAGUUUGUGCUAGGCCUGGUCGACCACACAAUCAUGGAUCCUUCCGCGGUCGACCCGGAUACUCUGGAAAAUAAUGCCACGGUCGGAUCUUCUUCUUCCUCCUCUCCAAACUCUUCACCGUCGUAG
This is a messenger RNA of Echinostoma caproni, 1857 nucleotides long. The record is from the annotation of a GenBank genome assembly. NCBI's taxonomy places the organism in Eukaryota, Metazoa, Platyhelminthes, Trematoda, Plagiorchiida, Echinostomatidae.